Molecule: messenger RNA, 600 nt
Organism: Oppiella nova
Lineage: Eukaryota; Metazoa; Arthropoda; Arachnida; Sarcoptiformes; Oppiidae
Source: the annotation of a GenBank genome assembly
GAAUGAUUUUGUUUGUCAUUCGAAGGAUACAUGCAUUCCGCCAAAGAACACGCUGACAGGACACAUCGGAUCCCUUUGAAUGGCUUUAAUCUGUCUACGAAUAACUACAAGAAGUUAGUCGAAGACAUGAAACAAAUCCUCGAAGAGUCGAGAUUUACGAACCAAAUGACGGGAAAACCGACGCCAAUGUUGGUCUUCUGUCGCGAGGACGCCAUCGAACAGAACAGAGGAGUCUUUCAGUGGUUGCAACAGAAGUACAAUGAGAUCAUGAAAACCAGCUUUGAAUGGGAUCUCGAAGUUCUCGAUUUAGUGCUACUCUUGUACUACAUCUCCAAAUCUGGCGGACACACCAUAUCUAUGGCGGCCGGAGAGGUAAACGGCGAGUUUCAGCUUCAGUUGCGGCUCUGUAUAUGCCCACAUGAAGUGCUACACUUCGUUAACGCAGCGAAUAGAUAUCAUCAAAAUGUGGGAACAGAUAACAGUCAGUGGAAUCCUAAUCAAGACAUGGCUGAUGAGGAGGAGGCGAACUCACCCAUACCUCAGACAGGCAUUGGUCGCGGACGGCCUAACGCCUCGAAACCUCAGAAUAACCCAUUUUAG